Molecule: messenger RNA, 4470 nt
Organism: Lipotes vexillifer (Yangtze River dolphin)
Lineage: Eukaryota; Metazoa; Chordata; Mammalia; Artiodactyla; Lipotidae
Gene: TEX14
Product: testis expressed 14, intercellular bridge forming factor
Exons: 31
Coding region: 1-4470 (1489 amino acids)
Biological process (GO): mitotic spindle assembly checkpoint signaling; attachment of spindle microtubules to kinetochore; protein phosphorylation
Cellular component (GO): kinetochore; midbody; intercellular bridge
Molecular function (GO): protein kinase activity; protein binding; ATP binding
Source: RefSeq, a predicted model, not a curated record
AUGUCUCGGGCCGUUCAUCUUCCAGUCCCCUGUCCUGUUCAACUUGGUUCCUUAAGAAAUGACUCCUUGGAAGCACAGCUUCAUGAGUAUGUCAAACAGGGGAACUAUGUGAAAGUGAAGAAGAUUCUUAAGAAAGGCGUGUAUGUUGAUGCAGUUAACUCCCUGGGCCAGACAGCGCUUUUUAUUGCAGCAUUAUUAGGCCUUACAAAAUUAGUUGAUGUCCUGGUGGAUUAUGGAUCAGAUCCAAAUCACCGCUGCUUUGAUGGGAGCACUCCUAUCCAUGCAGCAGCAUUUUCAGGCAAUCAGUGGAUCCUCAGCAAACUGCUGGAUGCAGGGGGUGAUCUUCGACUCCAUGAUGAGAAGGGUCAGAACCCGCAGACCUGGGCUCUGGCAGCAGAGAAGGAACGCGGCACCGCAAUGGUGGAGUUCAUGCAGCGCUGUGCCGCGCACAUGCAGGCCAUCAUCCAGGGCUUCUCCUAUGACCUCCUGAAGAAGGUUGACUCCCCUCAGCGGCUCAUCUGUGGCCUGCCCCGGUUUGGGGGCCUCAUGCAGGGAAGCCCUAAUGGCUCUCCUAACCGACUGCUUAAAGCUGGAGUCAUUUCUGCCCAAAAUAUCUACAGCUUUGGCUUUGGAAAGUUUUAUCUCACAGGGGGCACGCAGCUGGCUUAUCUAGGAUCUCUUCCGGUAAUUGGAGAAAAGGAAGUGAUUCAAGCUGAUGAUGAGCCCACCUUCUCUUUCUUCAGUGGCCCCUACAUGGUCAUGACCAACCUGCUGUGGAACGGGAGCAGGGUCACAGUGAAGGAGCUGCAUCUUCCCACCCACCCGCACUGCCGCAGGCUGCGGCUGGCUGACUUGUUAAUUGCUGAGCUAGAGCACAGCAGCAAGUUGCGGCACCCUCACCUGCUACAGCUGAUGGCUGUGUGCCUGUCCCAGGGCCUGCAGAAGACCCGCCUCGUGUACGAGCGCGUCACCGUCGGCACGCUGUUCUCUGUCCUCCAUGAACGGCGGGCCCAGUUCCCCAUACUGCACAUGGAGGUGAUCGUGCACCUGCUACUCCAGACCUCCGACGCCCUGAGAUACCUGCAUUCUCGGGGCUUUAUCCACCGUUCCCUCAGCUCCUACGCCAUCCACAUCGUCUCCACAGGGGAAGCGAGGCUGACCAACCUGGAGUACAUGAUGGAAAGCCGGGAUGGAGGUGUACACAAGGACCUGACUCGAGUAUCCCUCCCCACCCAGCUUUACAACUGGGCCGCCCCGGAGGUGAUCUUACAGAAGGCAGCCACAGUGAAGUCAGACAUCUACAGCUUUUCUGUGAUCAUACAGGAGAUUUUAACAGACAGCAUACCCUGGGAUGACUCAGAUGGCUCAGUUAUUAAAGAAACCAUGGUGUUGGGAAAUUAUUUAGAAGCUGAUGUCAGGCUUCCGAAACCUUACUACGACAUUGUUAAGUCAGGCAUCCAGGUCAAGCAGAAAGACCGAACUAUGAACCUUCAAGAUAUCCAGUAUAUUCUGAAAAAUGACUUAAAGGAUUUUAUUGGAGCCCAGAGAACUCAGCCAACCGAGAGUCCCAGGGUGCAGAGAUAUGAACUCUACCCUGAUGUCAAUGUCUGUUUAGGAGUGACUUCAGAACAUCCAUUGCAAAUAAAAGAGCUGAAGGAAGCAGGUGGUCAGCUUCAUUCACCAAGGGGUCACUCCAUUCCCACCAAGAAAGCAACACCAGAGCCUCUGGUCCCAGACCCAAGUCUGGAGGCCCAGGAGACACAGAACCAAGACACUGCUUCUCCUGCUUGCUCUGUGGGGGACGAGGCCAGGAGCCCCAGCCCAGGUCAGGCGAGCCUCUGCAGCUUCGAAAUCAAUGAAAUCUACUCAGGCUGCCUGGACAUGGGAGAGGACAAAGAGGAAGAGCCCCCAGGAACUGGUUCGUCUCUUGAGGGGGCCAGACAAAGCCGGGUAGACGAACUGAAGUCCACGGAAGAAGAGUUGGAAAGGAUGGAGAGAGGGGCGUGCUGUUUUCGCCAUGAGGACAGCAGCUCUUCAGAAGCUGACACGCAGCUCUCCUUUGAGGACUGGGGCUGGCAGAGUGGUUCACUGAGUUCACCCAGCCUGCCUGAGCCAGCCAGAGGAGCCAAGGGCAACGCGAGCAGCAGGUCCCUGACUGAGCAGUACAUCAGUAAGUGUGUGCUGAACCUAAAGAUUGCACAGACCUUAAUGCAUCAGAAUGCCAACUUGCUGAGGAGUACUCAACAGAAAAUAGAUAAGCUUGAGAUGAUACAGAAGGAGCAGGAGGGCAGGUCUCUGUGGGCUUCCUCAAGAGAGUUUGCAAAUGGCUAUGACUGGCCUUCAGCCCUGGGCCCCCCAGCUUCAAGCUAUAUUCCUCCUGCCAUGCAGCUGCCAGGGGACCUGCAGCCGGACACUGAGGGCAACUGCCCGACCCUAGCAAAGUCUCCAAGAACAAUGAGAGACUUUCAGGGAGGACAUUUUGGCAAAAGGUCCAAGAAAAGAAGCAGCUGUGGCUGGACACCUUUCACCCAUUUCCCCCAAGUCCCUGAAGAAAGCACUAGGGAUCAGUCGGAGAAGGGCCAACAGCUGCCAUCUCUUUGUGGUCCUGGAAAACAGAGCAGAGGUGAACAGUUUCAGCCCACUCACGGAGCCAAGGACACUUUGGAAAGAAACAGGAACCAAAAUACCAGCAGCCAGGGAAGGCCUAGAGAGUCCAGUGCCCGAACCAGAACGACACAGCUCAGUGGUGCACUCCUCACUGUGCCAGGCCACCCACAGGGACCAUUCACGUCAUCCACCCCUGGCCGAGGCUCUUCCAGGAUCAGUAUGGAAUCUGUGUCUUCUAAAAUCUAUAACACAAAGUCAAGAAAUAAUGAAGAUGCUGGAGAGAUACACUUAAAAUGGAAAACGGAGGUGAAAGAAAUGGCAGAGAAAGCAGCUACUGGGCAGCUGGCAGUACCUCCUUGGCAUCCUCAGAGUAGUGUGACUUUAGAAAAUGAGGCUGAAAACAGGCCUGAUCCCCUGCUGCAGCCCCCCAUUAGGGUCCCUGAGCACGUGGAUUGGCGGCAAGCUGUAGAGCAUCCCAAGAAAAAUGAUGAGCCAGGAGGAAAUGGCAAGUGUGACAAAACAGACAGCAGUGACCGCAACAGUGACCAGCAUGGCAGACAGCCAGUGCCUCAAAGUUUCACCGGUACCAGGCACCUGCCCCCCAGAAAAAAUGAGCAGCCAGAGCAUAGUGAAGUCUUUCAAGAAAAUUCUGAUGCACCUGUGGUUGUUGAGAAGUCUUACAGCACCUCAAGUCCCAUUGAAGACUUUGAAGGAAUACAACAUGCUUGUGCCCAACCUCAAGCCUCUGGUGAAGAAAAGUUCCAAAUGAGAAAAAACCUUGGAAAGAAUGCUGAAAUUUUGACCAGGUCUCAAUUCCAACCUAUACAAAGUAUUGAAGACGAACAAGAGGAGACAUUAAAGGAGUCACCGAAGGAAAUGAAAGAGAAAGACAUAUCAUUGACAGACAUUCAAGACCUGUCUAGUAUCUCCUAUGAACAAGACGGUUCUUUUAAGGAAGUCUCAUGCAAAACACCCAAAAUAAACCACGCACCUACUAGUGUCAGCACUCCGCUCAGCCCAGGGUCAAUUUCUUCAGCUGCUAGUCAGUAUAAGGACUGUCUUGAAAGUAUCACGUUUCAGGUUAAAACAGGGUCUACCUCAUUCUGGAACAGUCAAGAAUCUAUUCAAACUUUGUCUGAUAAAUUUACAACUGUCCGAGAGAAAGCAAAGAGCCUAGAUUCCCUUCUUACUUCCUCUGAAACUCUUCCUUCAAGACUGACUAAUCUCAAAAGAUCGCCUAUAUUUACUGGGACUGGUUCCUCCAUUAUUGCCAAGGCACCUGACACAUCAUCUCGUGCCACUCAGAGGAGGAGCCUGCCAAAAGUAGAAACCAUCUCGCAACAUCACAUUGAUGAGCUACCACCACCAUCUCAGGAGCUGCUUGACGAAAUUGAGCACCUGAAGCGGCAGCAGGCCUCAUGCACAGUGUUGGAUGAGAACACAGCAAGUCAUCUGGGCAUCGCUGCAAGUGAUCAAAGGCAUUUAGAAGAACAAGAAACUAACAGUAAUAAAGAAGACAGCAGUAUGCUUUGGACCAAAGAAACUCAGGAUCUAGAAGAGGAUACAGAGAGAGCUCACUCUACGCUUGAUGAGGACCUGGAAAGAUGGCUGCAGACACCUGAGGACAGCACGGAGCUACAGGGUCUCCCCAAGUGCUCGGCAAGGGAGACAAAUACCAAAGAUCAAGAAGUUGGUGAAAAGAAGAGAAAAGGGGAAGAAAACAUCACGCCAGAGAGAAGGAAAUCAGAGAGCUUUUUAGGGACUUCUGAAGAAGAGGAACUAAAACCCUGUUUUUGGAAGCGACUGGGUUGGUCCGAACCAUCCAGGAUAAUCGUGCUGGAUCAGAGUGACUUGUCAGACUGA